AUGGGCGAUGGGGGCGCCGAGCGCGACCGCGGUCCCGCACGCCGGGAGUCGCACGGCGGCCGCGGCGGGGACCGAGGCGGAGCGGAGGACUCGGGUACUGAUGCCGGCCGCCGGAACCCCAGGGAAAUUGCAGGGACCUCUGCUUCUAGCCCCGCGGGCUCCAGGGAGAGCGGCGCGGACAGCGACGGCCACCCAGGGCUCGGUGAGGCAGACCACUGCCGCCGCAUCCUGGUGCGAGAUGCCAAGGGGACCAUCCGGGAGAUUGUCCUGCCUAAGGGCCUGGACCUGGACCGGCCCAAGCGGACCCGCACGUCCUUCACGGCCGAGCAGCUAUACCGCCUGGAAAUGGAGUUCCAGCGCUGCCAGUAUGUGGUGGGCCGGGAGCGCACUGAGCUGGCCCGCCAGCUGAACCUCUCCGAGACCCAGGUGAAGGUCUGGUUCCAGAACCGCCGCACCAAACAGAAGAAAGACCAGAGCAGAGACCUGGAGAAGCGGGCGUCCUCCUCGGCCUCCUCGGCCUUUGCCACCUCCAACAUCCUGUGGCUGCUGGAGCAGGGUCGGCUAUUGUCCGUGCCCAGGGCCCCAAGCCUCCUGGCGCUGACCCCUGGCCCACUGGGCCCACCUGCCGGCCACAGGGCCACCUCACCGGGUGACCCCAGGAACUCCUCCCCGUGCCUCAACCCAUUGACCUCGGCCUCGGCUUCGGCGUCCCCGCCACGGCCACCCCCUCCACCAGCGCUCUGCUUUUCCUUGGCUCCUCUCCUGGACCUGCCCGCCUGCUAUGAACUCAGCUCCUCAGCCUUCGAGCCCUACAGCCGGCUGGAAAAGAGAGGAGGCAGCCCUGGAGGUGGCAAGAAAGCCAAUGUUUAAGCCUCCGCCACCCUGUGACACUGAGUCCCCAAGCACGUCACUGUCCCUGCCUGUCCUG
Molecule: messenger RNA, 928 nt
Organism: Enhydra lutris kenyoni (northern sea otter)
Lineage: Eukaryota; Metazoa; Chordata; Mammalia; Carnivora; Mustelidae
Product: ventral anterior homeobox 2
Exons: 3
Coding region: 1-870 (289 amino acids)
Biological process (GO): regulation of DNA-templated transcription; central nervous system development; neuron differentiation
Molecular function (GO): DNA-binding transcription factor activity, RNA polymerase II-specific; DNA binding
Source: RefSeq, a predicted model, not a curated record